Gracilinanus agilis (Agile Gracile Mouse Opossum) is the source of this 503-nucleotide messenger RNA. RefSeq names its product chromosome 4 C1orf53 homolog (gene C4H1orf53). The transcript is spliced from 2 exons. The coding region runs from base 7 to 435 and encodes 142 amino acids. NCBI's taxonomy places the organism in Eukaryota, Metazoa, Chordata, Mammalia, Didelphimorphia, Didelphidae. The record is from RefSeq and is a predicted model, not a curated record.
GCGGCCAUGGUCACCGCUAAGGCUAUGGCGGCGUGGCGGCUCCCGGCACUGGCGGGGAACUCACGGGGGCCACCGCUGCCUUCCUUGUCGGGAACUCGGAUCUCCCCGGGCUCUACGCUGUACUCCGCUUCCAGACUCGGGGGCGGCGGAGGCGGCAGCGGCUCAGGAGCACAGAGCCCGGAAGGUCCCGAAGGCACUAGGCCGGAGAGCCCCGAGCUCACAGCGGCGGAGCUGCGGAUCUCCCGGAUGCACGCGGCCGCCUGCGCGGCUGGCCAACUAAACUAUGUGGAUCCAACCACUGGCUAUUUAGUACUUACCAAAGUUGCCCAUUUGAAGAGAGGGAGUUGCUGUGGUUCUGCCUGCAGACACGUGAGUAGUAAACUCUCCCAUUAUCGCAGCAGCUUGCCUUGCUUCUAUAACUUCGUAAAUAGGUAGGUAUUAUUUGAAAAACAAGUCAAAUAAAAAAGCUAAAUGGACCUAGAGAGCACUUUUCACAAGCUUCU